AUGAGCAUGUACGACGACCAAUACUAUGCUUCACGCCGCUCACUUGCAACCCCUCCACCAUCUUUGACACCCCAUCACAAUCGAGCUCGCAGUGAUAGUUUCCGCGUCAGUCACGGCACCGCCAGCACCAAUACCAGUGUCUCCAGUGGACGGAUGUCGGAGGCCACCAAUAUCACCCAGCCGCCCUCCUUUUCAAAAAAGUUUGUCGUGGUGGGCGAUGGCGGCUGUGGAAAGACCUGUUUAUUGAUCAGUUAUUCCCAAGGAUACUUCCCAGAGAAAUACGUCCCCACCGUGUUCGAGAACUACAUCACCCAGACGACACAUCGGGCCACAGGCAAAACAGUCGAAUUAGCUCUCUGGGAUACAGCCGGACAGGAAGAAUACGAUCGUCUGCGUCCACUGUCAUACCCAGAGACCGAUCUACUGUUCGUCUGCUUCGCGAUUGAUUGCCCCGCUUCAUUGGAAAAUGUCGUGGACAAGUGGUAUCCUGAAGUCCUCCACUUCUGCCCCACAACACCCAUUAUCCUCGUUGGCCUCAAAUCCGACCUCCGCUCCAAGCGGACCUGCAUCGAACUCCUCAAGACCCAAGGUCUAACACCCAUCACACCGGAGCAAGGCGAGAAUGUAGCCCAACGCAUGGGCGCCACCUACACCGAGUGCAGCAGCAAAGAGAUGCGAGGCGUAGACGAAGUGUUCUCAAAAGCCGUGGACCAAGUCAUCUCCAUUGAAGAGGGCUACUCAGCCCAACAAACGAGCCGCAAUCGAAACAGUCGCAAUAAUAAGACUCCUACGACUUCAGGACCCCGUCCAGGAAAGAAGAUCAAGAAACGCACUUGCAAGAUCCUCUAG
Messenger RNA from Penicillium salamii, 849 nucleotides. Lineage: Eukaryota; Fungi; Ascomycota; Eurotiomycetes; Eurotiales; Aspergillaceae. The record is from the annotation of a GenBank genome assembly.